This is a messenger RNA of Betta splendens (Siamese fighting fish), 1331 nucleotides long. It is a transcript of the gene abhd10b, whose product is annotated as abhydrolase domain containing 10, depalmitoylase b. Gene Ontology annotation, biological process: protein depalmitoylation. The record is from RefSeq and is a predicted model, not a curated record. Lineage: Eukaryota; Metazoa; Chordata; Actinopteri; Anabantiformes; Osphronemidae. The transcript has 5 exons. Gene Ontology annotation, molecular function: palmitoyl-(protein) hydrolase activity; hydrolase activity, hydrolyzing O-glycosyl compounds. Bases 67 to 948 code for a protein of 293 amino acids. Gene Ontology annotation, cellular component: mitochondrion.
UUGUUAUGCUAAUCGAGAACGCGUCCUUAUACUCUCGCGAGACUUCCCCGAUGGUCGCGUAGCAGUAUGGCAGCCGCGGCGCUGAGGUCCUGUCGCAGAGGACUUUCCCAGAUUUUAAGUAAUGGAGGGCUCGCAGCUUUGUCGUCGAAGCGGUUACAAGUUCAACCAGGAGAGACAAGACACAAGUCCACGGUUCAAUAUGCUUCUCGACCAGAACUUCCAAAGCUGGCCUACAGGAGAGUGAAGGGGAAGAGCCCAGGUGUGCUCUUCCUCCCAGGAUAUGGCUCUAACAUGAAUGGACAGAAGGCAGAGGCCUUGGAAGAGUUCUGUAAGUCCCUAGGCCACUCAUACCUCAGGUUUGACUACACAGGACACGGGGCCUCAGAGGGGGUGUUAUCAGAAGGAACCAUUGGUACAUGGAAAAAAGAUGUCCUUUAUGUGUUGGACGAGUUAGCAGAGGGUCCACAGAUACUGGUUGGCUCUAGUAUAGGUGGCUGGCUCAUGCUGCUCGCAGCCAUUGCAAGACCAGAGAAGACUGCUGCACUAGUGGGCAUCUCCACAGCCGCUGAUCACCUUGUCACAUCGUUUAACUCACUUCCUCUUCAGGAACGUAAAGAGUUUGAGGACAAGGGGGAGUGGACAAUACCCACCAAACACUCAGAGGAGGGUUUUUACAAGUUUAGCAUGGACUUUCUCCACGAGGCAGAAAAUCACUGUGUGCUCCAGAGCCCCAUCCCCAUUACUUGUCCUGUACGGCUCAUCCAUGGGCUCAAGGAUGAGGACGUCCCCUGGCACAUCUCCAUGCAGGUUGCAGAGCGUGUCCUCAGUCCUGACGUAGAUGUCAUCCUUCGGCGACAUGGCCAGCAUCGUAUGUCUGAGAAGGAUGACAUCAAGCUCAUGGUCUACACAGUUGAUGAUCUCAUAGACAAGUUGACAACUUUGGUUUGAACGGGGGGUGGGAAGCUGCUGUAAGAAGUGGACAGUGAUUACUGAAAAGCCAACCCUCGGUAGCAUUACCAAACAAUGGCAUGUUCCUCUGCCAAAUAUUUUAUCUGUCUGCAUUUUUCCGUGCAUCAUGUCACAACAUGUUGUCCCUGUACAGCUCUAAAUAAGAGCUCUCCUGCCAGAGGCUCUCUUAUAUUUUCAGGUUGCAUUUAUGUGUUCCAAAAUUGUUAUGGAGUGUCGUUGGUCAACCAUUAUUAGCUCUACCACUGCUGCUGUUUAUGCCUCUCUCACUGUUAUUUCCCCUCUUCAUUUAGUCUGUCAGAUUUCCUGUGCCUUUUUUAUUCAAUAUUUAACCUUUUUGGCCAAUAAAACCUCUGCACACGCGA